Humulus lupulus (European hop) is the source of this 795-nucleotide messenger RNA. RefSeq lists its product as uncharacterized. The record is from RefSeq and is a predicted model, not a curated record. Gene Ontology annotation, molecular function: nucleic acid binding. The transcript is spliced from 3 exons. Bases 1 to 795 code for a protein of 264 amino acids. Lineage: Eukaryota; Viridiplantae; Streptophyta; Magnoliopsida; Rosales; Cannabaceae.
AUGAUGCUCGCCACUACAUAUGGGAUGAACCUUAUCUUUGGAAGCAUUGUACUGUUCAAAUCAUUCAAAGGUGUGUACCUGAAUCUGAAUUUCGUUCCAUCCUUGCUUUUUGUCAUGCUUAUGCUUGUGGUGGACACUUUGGACCUAAGAGGACAGGUCGUAAGAUAUUUGACAGUGGUUUCUAUUGGCCCACAAUUUUCAAGGAUUCUUAUGCUUAUUGCAAGUGUAGCUCAUAAGGUGAUAGUUACUUAUCAUCCACAAGCCAACGGGCAAGCGGAGGUUUCUAAUCAUGAAGUCAAAUUGAUUCUUGAGAAAACUGUAAAUCCAAACCGGAAAGAUUGGAGUACAAGGCUUGAUGAUGCCUUGUGGGCAUAUCGUACGACAUAUAAAACACCUAUCGGUAUGUCACCUUAUCGGUUGGUGUAUGGGAAGCCUUGCCAUCUACCGGUGGAGCUAGAGCAUAAGGCGUGGUGGGCUGUAAAGAAGUGUAACAUGGACAUGGUGGCUGUAGGACAACAAAGAAUGCUUCAAUUGCAUGAGCUAGAAGAAAUACGCAAUGAAACAUAUGAGAGUUUGAGAAUCUAUAAGGAGAAAACCAAAGCUUUCAUGAUAAACAUAUUCUUCGGAAGAGUUUUGUGGAAGGUUUUUCCUCAUGGAGCGGUAGAAGUUGUAAGUCCAAGUACCGAAAAGUCAUUCAAGGUGAAUGGUCAGAGAUUAAAGCCAUAUUAUGAAUCAAUGGAGGAAGAACAAGCUGCGGUGAUUCACCUCAUUGACCCGGUAUAUGUUGAUGAAUGA